GUGGGUUUCAGCUUUGAACCAACAUGUGGCGUUGACAAAAAGACGCCCCCUCGAGCCAAAAGACUUGGCGCCGACCAAUUAACACACCUGUGGAAUAAAAGUCCCUCCCUGUCACAAACCCUCCCUUUUGCUGCACGACCACCUGAGACUCAUCCGCUCCCCUCGGCUCCUCUAAGCGAGCAGGAUGGAGACCCCUCAUCUCAUUGCGUUGGGCCUCGUGGUGCUGCUGCUGCUCGUGCGCUUCCCUCCGGCCGUUUGGUGCUACAGCUCCGGUCAGGUCACAGCCAGCUGUGACAGCAUGGCGCCCAACCACGGGGUCAGGGCACAGACAGGACCGGCGCCCUACAGCGUCACCCUGAACAGCAGCAGCUUCAGUCUGGGAGAGCAGGUCACAGUUCUGCUCCAGGCUACAAGCACCGACUCCUUCAAAGGUUUCCUGCUGAAGGCUACGGAGGUGGGGAGUCAGGCGGCUGUGGGCUCCUUCACCGGGCCGUCAAACGCUCAGCUUCUCAGCUGCAGUCAGAAGCCUAACUCAGCUGUGUCUCAUACGUCGUCAUCUACAAAGACCUCAGUUCAGGCAACGUGGAUUCCAGAUGCACCAGGAAGUGGGAAAUCCAUUCAGUUCUUCGCCACCUUUGUGCAGAGUAAAUCCGUGUUCUGGGUUGCUGUUAAAAGUUCUGUCCUCACCUGUACUGGUAAUGGCACUGGUGGACUCACUGGGUCCACGCAAACGGAAACGCCUGCUAUUGUCAAAGCACACGGGUCGCUGAUGCUGAUAUCCUGGAUGACGACCGGGACGCUGGGGAUGCUCGUAGCCAGAUACAUGAAGGGAAUGUCCAGGGGAAACAAGAUGUUUGGCAAAGACAUGUGGUUUGUGUGCCAUGUGCCGGUGAUGUGUGUGACGGUGGCAGCCACCUUCAUCGCCUUCAUCAUCAUCUUCGUGUACGGCCAGGGCUGGUCUGGGGGAGCUCAUCCUGUGUUGGGCUGCCUGACCAUGAUCCUCUCCUUCAUCCAGCCCAUAAUCGCCCUAAUGCGCUGUGGGCCACAAGAUGCCAGGAGAUAUGUGUUCAACUGGACACAUUCUUUAAACGCUCUGGUAAUAAAACUCUUGGCCGUGGCGGCCAUUUUCACGGGCCUGCAGCUGAUCGACGGCAGCGACAGCCAGUGGAUGGUGAAGACGAUGAGCGGCUUCGCUGCCUGGGAGUGUUUGUUCUACGUCUUCAUGGAAGCUCGGUUUAGAUGGAAAACCCACAAUCCAGAUGUGAUGGUAACAAAAACGACUCUGCAGCUUCUGUCUUUUUUGUUGCUGCAGGAAACAGCAGUUGCUACCAACAGAAGUAUGAGUCAAAGGCGUAUUCAUACACCUGUAGACUCCGCCCACUCCUCCACGUACCUGUCCGUUUGUCCUUUCUUCCUUCCGUCUGUCAUUUAUAUUUAUGACUCAACCCUGAACAGCAUCAUCAGUCACAACAUCUGUGUCCUGCAGCCUGAACUUGUGAACAGACUGGAGACGCCUCAUUUUACUGCGAUGGAGCUCCUGGUUUUGCUGCUGCUUUGCUUCUCUCCAGUGGUUUGGUGCUAUUCUACAGGUCUGGUUACGGCCAGCUGUGACUCCAUGGUGCCCCAACAUGGGGUGCCCGCACAGACCACACCAGCGCCCUACACCGUCACCGUGGACCGCACCAUCUUAAACCUUGGAGAUCAAGUCACAGUUCGGCUCCAGGCCACGGGCUCCAACGCGUUCGAGGGAUUCCUGCUGAAGGCCAUGCAAGCGGGGAGCCAGACGGCCGUGGGCUCCUUCUCCGUGUCAACGACGGGCGCUCAGCUCCUCGCCUGCAGCCAGAAACCUAACUCAGCUGUAUCCCACACGUCGGCGCUUAACAAGUCUCAGAUUCAGGCAACUUGGACGCCAGAUUCGUCAGGAAGCAUGGAAUCCAUCAAGUUCUUGGCCACCUUCGUGCAGAGUGAAUCCGUCUUCUGGGUUGCUGUUCAGAGUCCUGUGCUGAACUAUAUCAGCACCAGAGCUAAUGUAUCAGCUGGGAACGCGACAACGUCAACAAGCACAACCACACAGACGCCCAGUAUCGUCAAAGCACACGGGUCACUGAUGCUGAUAUCCUGGAUGACCACCGGGCCGCUGGGGAUGAUCAUAGCUCGGUACCUGAAAGGAAUGUCCAAAGGAUACAAGAUGUGCGGCAAAGACAUCUGGUUUGUGGUCCAUGUGCCACUGAUGUGUUUGACGGUAGCAGCCACCAUCAUUGCCUUCAUCAUCAUCUUUGUGUUCGCCCAGGACUGGGCUGGGGGAGCUCAUCCUGUCCUGGGCUGCCUGGUUAUGAUCCUCUCCUUCAUCCAGCCCAUUAUAGCCUUUAUGCGCUGUGAACCACAAGAUGCCAAGCGAUAUGUGUUCAACUGGGUCCAUUCUAUAAAUGCUCUGGUCAUAAAGAUCUUGGCCGUGGCGGCCAUUUUCAUCGGCCUGUCUCUGCUGGACAGCAGUGACAACCAGUGGUUGGUGAUGACCAUGAGCGGCUUCGUGGCCUGGGAGUGCUUGUUCUACAUCUGCAUGGAAGCGCAUUUCAGAUGGAAGAUUCACACAAACAUGUUGGCAUCAGGAACGACAAGCGUCGACAGUCUGCUGGUGGCUGUGUUCUUCCUGGGAAACAUUGCAUUUUUAAUAGCACUGCUGUAUGGAAUCGGAACGGCUACGGUGGUGCCAUAGAACCACCACAGACCUUUAAAGCAUUUACCAAGUACAUGCCAUACUGCAUUCUUUACAUAUAUUGUAUAUAUUUGAUCAUGAAAUGCUUGAACAAAAUUAUACCUUGAAAGUACAUAGGGUCCUAAAGAUGUAAAGUAAGAAUGUUUACAUCUACUUACAUUUGGUGUUGUAUGAAAGUAGACAUCAAUGAUCAGGGAUCAGUGAUCUACAUGUCACACUUCAGUCGUUGUGAUUGUCCUCGAUUAUCCAUCCACUGCUACGCUGACAGCCAGAAAGCUGAUCCUGAUUAUGACAUUUUCAUUCAUUUACUGUAUUUUAACAUUUAGUCCUUGAAUAGAACUGUACAUAAGCACCUGUGUGAUAUGCCACAUUUAGUUUAAACAGUGGGAGAUUAUGAAUAUACUAAAAAUACAGUCUCAGGAACCUCAACGUUUUUUUGUAUUGCACAUAAUGUAAAUGUCUUCUAUGUUUUCACAAUUUGUCUCGUCUAUGUAAAUAUGAAACAAAUGUAUUUUGACUUUUGUAAUAUACUAGGUUUACUAACAUAGUAACAUAGUAAUGAAUAAAUAACACCAACCAACAAACAAGUCAAUCUAAACCAAAUAGCUGAAGGUGUAGAAUUUAUGUAAUAAUGCUACAGGUUGGCUGCUAACAAUGGAAGUCAGUGGCAUCACUGCAUCUGCUGCUGUAUGUGUGUUUGUAUUUUUUAUGUAUAUAUUUAUUUAAAAAUACAAACAAAUAAAUCUAAUUCUUUGAGGCAAAAAUGUUUUAUUACCUUCAGGUAACAAAAGCAGCAGUAUCUGAUUUUAACCACCUCAUGCAGCGAUGGGAGCUUAGUCAUAAAGAAAGAAUGUAUUAUGCAUGUUUGUGAGGAUUUAUUUACAAUAAAAAUCUACAUUAAAUCUA
Messenger RNA from Betta splendens (Siamese fighting fish), 3622 nucleotides. RefSeq names its product putative ferric-chelate reductase 1. The record is from RefSeq and is a predicted model, not a curated record. The transcript is spliced from 22 exons. Gene Ontology annotation, molecular function: oxidoreductase activity, acting on metal ions. NCBI's taxonomy places the organism in Eukaryota, Metazoa, Chordata, Actinopteri, Anabantiformes, Osphronemidae. The coding region runs from base 185 to 2716 and encodes 843 amino acids.